ACUUCUGCCUGUCUCGGGCCGGCAGCGCGCGCUUUGAGUGGAGGGCCCGGGCUCCCGCGCGGUUAAGAAUGGCGCUCCGCUGAGCGACUUCCGCGAUGUGCGAUUCCACCCCCGGACUCCACCAAGCACGGUCGCUUCUUUUUUCUGCACAUUCUAGUUACUUAUUUCUCUCCUGGGCUGGCUUUCCCUCAGUUUUUCUGGCUCUGUUCUUGCCCCAGCGUGACUUUUUUCAGGGCUGUUGUAGGAGGCUCGCGCGGGAGCUCUAUUCCUAUGAAGACCCCACUGCUGAUUACAGCCCCGCCACCAUGAACGGAGUCCAGAUCCCCCAUACGCCCAUCGCUGUGGACUUUUGGAGCCUGCGCCGGGCUGCUUCUGCACGGCUUUUCUUUCUGUCCCACAUGCACUCGGACCACACCGUGGGGCUGUCUAGCACCUGGGCCCGGCCCCUCUACUGCUCCCCAAUCACUGCUUUCCUCCUGCAUCGUCGCCUACAGGUAUCUAAGCAGUGGAUCCGAGCCCUGGAGGUUGGUGAGAGCCAUGUCCUGCCUCUAGAUGAAAUUGGCCGAGAGACCGUGACCGUAACCCUGAUGGAUGCCAAUCACUGCCCUGGCUCUGUCAUGUUUCUCUUCGAAGGAUACUUUGGAACCAUCCUCUACACAGGUGAUUUUCGAUUUACACCGUCCAUGCUAAAGGAGCCAGCCCUGAGGGUGGGGAAACAGAUCCAUACCUUAUACCUAGACAACACCAAUUGCAACCCAGCUCUGGUUCUUCCUUCCCAAGAAGAAGCUGCCCGCCAGAUUGUCGAGCUUAUUCGAAAGCACCCAGAACAUAAUGUAAAGAUUGGACUCUAUAGCCUGGGAAAAGAGUCCCUAUUGGAGCAGCUGGCCCUGGAGUUUCAGACAUGGGUGGUCCUGAGUCCUCGGCGCCUGGAGCUGGUGCAGCUGUUGGGCCUGGCAGAUGUGUUCACCGUGGAGGAGACGGCGGGCCGCAUCCAGGCUGUGGACCACCUGGAGAUCUGUCGUUCUGCCAUGCUGCGUUGGAACCAGACCCACCCUACCAUUGCUGUCCUUCCCACAAGCCGGAAAAUCCACAGCUCCCACCCCGAUAUCCAUGUUAUCCCUUACUCUGACCAUUCCUCCUACUCCGAGCUUCGUGCCUUUGUCGCAGCCCUGAAGCCUUGCCAGGUGGUGCCGAUUGUCAGUCGGCAGCCCUAUCGGGACUACUUUCAGGACAGCCUGAGCCCCAAGCUUUCUGUGCCCCUGGUGCCAGACUCUGUACAGCAAUACAUGAGUUCCUCCUCCAGAAAACCAAGCAUUCUCUGUCUGUUGUUAGAAAGGAAGCUAAAGAAGCCAAGAACCCAGGGUGUCGUGUUUGAAUCGCUUGAGGAAGAUGCUGAUCAAUCUCAAGCUGUCAGUGACUCAAUGAGGGCUGAAAACGAGAACCUUUCUGGGAACCUUGAGAAGCAGCCCUCCCACCAUCCUUUGCGGAUCAAGAAGCAGUUGUUCCUAGACGUCUGCAGAAAAGAAUGGGAUGGGGCAGUCCCUUUCCCUGAGUCCCAGAAGAUACUGACUGCCCCCUUGGGCUUUUCAGUGCACUUAAGAUCCACAGAUGAGGAAUUUCUCUCUCCGGACAGCAGGGAGGAAACUGGUGUAGGGCCCCACUUGGUCCCCAGGGGAGACAAUGAUGGCUCAGCAGCCUCAGGGAACCAGCGGGUCUGGAGAGGCCAGGAUUCGCCCCGGUCUCAGAGCAGCGAGGCAGUCCCUCUUUUGGCUCCUGAGUUCGGGGGCCCAGCACUAAAAUACCUCCUGACUCCAGUGAACUUUUUCCAGGCAGCCUUCUCUUCCAGGGGCUUUGACCAGCAAGUGGAAAAAUACCAUAAAUCCUUGCCGACUCCAGACAGGAGACUACAACCUCAUUGGAUCCAACACUGCAGCUUAGAAGAUAGUGGCUGAAGGCUGGUAGGGAAAGUUUGUUUGGGGCCUUAGUUUUUCUAUCUUCACAGGAUCCUAUGGGCUCACCAUGGAGCAACACUUCUCAAAGUGUGUUCCUUGCACAACUGAUGCCUAUGGAAUCCUCAGUUUAUACUUGACCGUGUUUAAGAAACACUUUUCAUUAUAACCCCUUCACAGUAUGGGCACAUUUAAGGUUCUAAGAAGGCCUGCACGUAACGUAAUCUGUUUACAUUUGUUUAACACAGCAUUUCUCCAACUUUUUUUUGAACACGCAUUCCUCUUAUGUGGCUGCAGAAAGAUAUAAAGUCUGAAUCAAAAAGGCCCAGGAUAUUCCCAUUGUGAUUUUGUGUCAUGUGCCAUUCUCCAUGCCCCCCUCUCCCUUUUCCUUAGAUAAAAGCCCCCAGGUAGUUCUGGUUUUUCAGUUAGGAACUCUGGUGCUGGAGGAUCAAGUGGUGAUCCAGGCAGCACGUUCCAAUCCUGGAUGUCACUGACUUGCCAUGACCCCAUCUAAGUGACUUCCUGUCUCUGCCUCUGGGAGAGAACAGGAAACGAUGAAGAGCCUUGGAACAGUGGAGAAAAAUUCUACCUCUGCCUCCAUGAGGGUUUGCAGUUAGUGUCACUGGGGACCAACUUGGAACAGAGCCAGCUGGGGGAUUGGGCACCCCUCCCCAAGGCAGUGCCUGGAACCAGGCUCAGGGGUAGGACGGGCCUCCCAGCCAUCUGAAGGCCCUGACUUUGACCGAAAUCAAGUUACAAAAGAUCAAAUGUGCUGCCAGAUAUUCCUGAUUGUUCACAUAGCUGGGAUAUUUGCUGCCGCCCCCCCCCCCCCCCCCCCGCCCUUGGGUUGAAUAGGGAGCCAGAGCACACAGCCUGUUUGUUUUAGUAUCCAGGGCAGAGACCAAGGAGCCAGCUGGUUGAAGGGGCGGGGGCAUGCAGCUCUGCCCUGUCCUGCUCAGCCUGACCAAGUGCCAAACCAGUAAGCAGGACAGCAGAGCCCACAGGCACGUGGGGCUGGGCACAGGGAUAAAAACUGCUUCAGCAUGGGGCCCCGAGGCUUCGUAAGGAAGAAGCCUCUGUGUCUUGUCCAGGAAAAACAGUUUUCUGCUUUUGGAGGAAGAUAUGAAGAGUUUAGAAAGCAAAAUAAGGCCUUCCUCUUGGGCAAGCUGUACACAGCUGUGUUUUGUCAAUGACCUUCACUGUAAGCCUCCCAUGGGCCCAUGAGGAGCCACAGCAGGUGAGGCAUGUGGGGCAGCAGGAAACCUGGGCUUCCAUCCAGGGCGCCCUGAGCCAGUAGAGACACCACACAGCAGAGCCUCUGUUCCUCAUCUGUAAACCAACUGAGAUACGUACCUCUCCCACUGGCCAUGGAGGUUAGAUAAUUGGGAGAGCUCCUAGCUCUGCCUACCACAGGAUGGGUGUUUCCAAUAUUGGUUCUCUGAGCCUCUGUUUCUUUAAAAAGUUAUUCUCUAUAUAAAAUAAAAAACUUUGG
Hipposideros armiger (great roundleaf bat) is the source of this 3441-nucleotide messenger RNA. It is a transcript of the gene DCLRE1B, whose product is annotated as DNA cross-link repair 1B. The coding region runs from base 96 to 1952 and encodes 618 amino acids. Gene Ontology annotation, biological process: telomere maintenance; interstrand cross-link repair; double-strand break repair via nonhomologous end joining. Lineage: Eukaryota; Metazoa; Chordata; Mammalia; Chiroptera; Hipposideridae. The transcript is spliced from 4 exons. Gene Ontology annotation, molecular function: damaged DNA binding; 5'-3' DNA exonuclease activity. The record is from RefSeq and is a predicted model, not a curated record.